GCGGGAGAAACUGUCCUGUCCUGAUGUCACAUGUAUAGAUAUUCAUUGAAAAGAUUUAGGUCACUGCAGCUGUUCUCUCUGGAGACCAUAUAAAAAAUUCCCGAAAAGGGAUUUGAAAUGCCAGAAACCAUAACAGAUCUUAACAGAUCUAGUAACAAAGGAGUGAAACAUGAAUUUUUUAACUCAAUACAAGAUUGAAGUUUGGCGCCAAACGUUUAGCUGGGAUGAGGUCCAGCAUGCAAUUCGUUCGUCAGUGUCACCAGGUAGGAUAAUAAUUGUAAGUGUGCCAUUCUUCACAAAAUUGUUUCUGAUCUUCAUGUAAUUAAGCUCAGAAUUCUCGAGUUAAGUAUGCGAUCAAGGAGGCCAGAACAACAUCAGCAUGGUCUUUAUUUUUAUUAGCUAUCUUUUAAUCACCUCUGCCCCCUCCCAAAGAAACAAUCUGCAGUGAAAACAAACCCCCUGGGUAAAUCCCCAAUUCACGAGACAUCAUACUUUCUGUUUCACUCCUACUGAUAACAGAGAGCAACGGAUAGCUUCUAGCAUGCUAAAUGGUUAAUAAAGCAUGGCUUUUAGACUUAACUUUAUUCCCUAACAAUUGCCUCAUUCUGUUUGUCUGCUAUUAACCGCAAUAGCAAAAUGUUUUCGAAGGAGCUCCUGAUAAGCGCAGCUGUCAUGUGAGCAAAAUACAUGCUAUUUUGAGGAAAAAUAACACCAAACAAGUGUGGUAUUGUUUGUCACAAAUGAGAACACUCAACUGAUAAGCCAAAAACACGAACCCAAUCGCAAAGGCUGUCAUAUGACAUGCGAUCCAUUACGUCUUAAGUGCCGUCAUUUCUUGACCUUUGUGUUCAUAUUUAUGUAAGACAUUUUCAUAAGCAUGGCUUCGUUUACGUGGGUGUUACGAAGGUGUGCACAAAUGUUUUUGUGCUUCUGCUGACCUGCUCUAGGGAAAAGGUAGUGGCUGGAGGUUUUGCGCAGACUGUUAAGUUUUUAAACCCCUGUCUCGACAAUAACCUGUCUUCAAGGCUGGUAGCCUCUCAGUUAGCGCAGCUGAGCAAAACGGAAAACACUUAUAAAAGAUAUUUUGUGAAUUUUCAACCUUGUGGAGAUUACGUUUAAGACAACGACCCAGGUUAAGAUGUCGAGUGCAAAGGAGAACCAGAAGGGAAGAACCUUAAAGCAUGGCUACCUACUAAAGCAAAGCGAAGUUCUGAAACAGUGGCAUCUGCGCUAUUUUGUCCUCAGCAAAGAAUGUUUGUGUUACUAUCGAACAGAGAAGGAAUCCUUGGAAAGCGCGCCUAAGGAAGUCAUAUACUUCAAUGACAUGUCGUUGUACAUAGAUGAGUUACCAGACAAGCAAACUAAGUACUGCUUGAAGCUUGUGAAACGAUCAUUAUCGUCCAAGAUCACAACGCGGACAUUUUUCUUGUGUUGCUUCUCGGAGCAUGAAAGAAACGAAUGGUUGUCACAGAUUCUCCAAGCAAAAGCGAUCGCGUUGGUGGUCGACCCAACUACGUGGAGGGGGAACCAGGAAAACAUGGACUCUGAGCUUGUUAAUUCUGGCAGCAGUGUAAGGCUUGCCUCUGCCAAGGAAAUCAUCCAAAAAUGCCGCCGUAAGAUCUCGUCUGGUGGAAGCACAAGGGGGGAUUCGCCAAGCAUGUUAUUUCUUGAUGAUUUUAGCGUAAACAAAAGACGCAAGUCUACUAGUUGCUUGAGUCAGGAAUGGAGGAAUACAUUAAUGGCGAUUUAAUUGCACAUGUACCGUUAUUUAACUGCCAACGAACAAAGAAAAUUUAGAGAUGGAUUGAAGGCGAGCAGUUAAUUAUAGUUUUGCGUAAAAUUAAGGACAGGGGACAUAUUAAGCAAAAUACAUUGUUUAUGGCAUGUGCAUCGCAUUUUUCGCGCAGUUUUCAUUACAGCUGAAUCACUAACUUUAAACUUUGAGCUUUGAACUUAAAACUGCAUGGCGUCGUUUUUCAGUGCUUGGUAACCUGAUUGGCUCUCAAUUCACGAUAACAUUUAAAAAAUCCAUUUUUUUAAAGUCCGACUUCUUUGAUUUUCAGUUGUUUUUACUGAAAAGACUUAGCUUUCAGUUUAUCCAGUUAUUCGGGUGAAUUGCAUAAGCAGAUAAAAACAAGUAAGCUAAGGUUCGUGUUUAUUCUCUAAGACCUCUAAGAGAACAAAUUCUGUCAACUUAUACCGUAACAAAUGUAUCCAGAUUUGCGCGCACAUUGCAUUUAGUAUUUAUACGAUAUUUAUAUCUAUUUACUCAAUUGUUCCUUUUUGUAAGCGAAAAACAAAGUACAUCUCUUUUGACGUACUACGUACAGCAAAGAAAUUUUGUUUUGGUUUCAGAUAACACAAAAGAAAAAUAUGUUUGGUUUUGAUUUCUCGCCACUGUUAGGCAAUGACAGGCUUGAUAUAUAUGUGCGCUAUUUUGCACAGAAUUUAGCAAUUCGUUUUCGUAAAAUAUUCUGCAGGCUCGUUGAAGAGCUCGAGAAGAAAAGAAAAUGUGUAGAAAGAUAUUUUGUUACGGUAAGACUAAGACUAAAAAACUAAGAAGCACGGACAGUACUCAGUGUCCAUAUGGGUUCAAUAGGUAUAGUUGUAUGAACUAUUUAAAAUGAUUUGAUAAAAGAUAGUUGAUGCAUAUAAUUAAAGACCUCCUUUCGAAGUGUGGAACUAA
This is a messenger RNA of Orbicella faveolata, 2686 nucleotides long. RefSeq lists its product as uncharacterized. The record is from RefSeq and is a predicted model, not a curated record. NCBI's taxonomy places the organism in Eukaryota, Metazoa, Cnidaria, Anthozoa, Scleractinia, Merulinidae.